Paramecium octaurelia is the source of this 375-nucleotide messenger RNA. The record is from the annotation of a GenBank genome assembly. NCBI's taxonomy places the organism in Eukaryota, Ciliophora, Oligohymenophorea, Peniculida, Parameciidae.
AUGAAUAUCGAAGAUAUAAUAAAAGAAAAUAGUGAGUUGCUUGAUAGACUUCAGAAUGACGAUUAGAAAUCAUCAAUAGAUGUGUAACUAACCCAAAUGAGAGAACAACUCAAUUACUUAUAACAAAUUGAUAUGAAGAGGCAAUUGAAGUAUGAUCAAUUACUAAACCAAUCUGUCAAAUUGCAAUCGCUCUUCAUAGAGUUAAUGAGAUUUGCCAAUGAUUCCAACAUAAGGGGUAAUCAAUUUAAUACAAUUCUUCGUUAAUAUAACGAAUUGUCAUUUCGAUCUCCUGUGGCCAAUGAAAGAUCUCCUUGCAAACCUAGUUCUCCUUUUAAAAAAUAAAAUAAUUAUAUGGCAAUCCAUAAUAAAUUUUGA